This is a messenger RNA of Spizellomyces punctatus DAOM BR117, 1069 nucleotides long. RefSeq lists its product as uncharacterized. The transcript is spliced from 2 exons. Bases 14 to 868 code for a protein of 284 amino acids. Lineage: Eukaryota; Fungi; Chytridiomycota; Chytridiomycetes; Spizellomycetales; Spizellomycetaceae. The record is from RefSeq and is a predicted model, not a curated record.
CGUAAACCUGAUCAUGGCCGAGUCAAGUAAACCUCCAGGCAGCGAACUGCUAGCCUUUGUCCACGCCAAUAGUUCCAUAAUCGAUUCCAAUUCCGUCCCUAACCUAUGCCCGUCACCAAAGUCUGCAAUUCGAUGCACAAGACGAGAACAAUGGCCGUGUAUUGAGCGAGUACUUGAGCGGCGGAGUGCCACUUGCGGAAAACCUCGACGGAGGAAGAGUUGCUGGCAGCGGCAAGAAGAGGGUCACACUGUGAGCCUCGUGAGGAACGUGCAAGGGAUUGACUUUGAAGAGAAAUCCCAUAAUGUGAUACAUUCACAACGACAGAACGUUUUAGAAAGGUCCGACAAUGCAUCCCAUCACGGCAUACAGGAGCCAGGUUUGCGAAUACGAAGGAAAAACUCAAUCGGGAGUGACGAGCAUGGGAAGCCGCUGGGGUUCAAAAAUCAGGCAGGAAACAUGAAGGGACAGCGUUACUUUGGAAGUCCUAGUCCUCCUGGGCGACCACAUCCACCAGACAAUUCAAGGAAAAUGGAACAGCGCACACCACAGCCCCCACAACCAAAUGUGGAUAGAGCGAAAUGGCACAAGCGCAUGGAGACAAAACGAGUAAUAUCAAUGCUCUAUAAAAAAUCCUUCAGCUCAUCAUCCUCUGAUGAAUGUGAUGACGAUGAUGGUUUUGAUGAGUUGGAUGAUACAGCAGCGCCCAUCCAUCUGCCACUCAUAAAACAUUGGAUCGCCAAGCACCAGUCGACCAUUAUUAGCAUGGAGGGUGUUGGCGAGUUUAUAAGGCAGUACCGUGUCUGGCGAAUGGCUGCCAUCUGUCUUGUGCAUUGGCAAAAGUUCCUAGACAAGUCUACCACACUGUAACAGCACUCCAAUGAGAUUGAACUGCGAAUAUGUACAAAUGGGCAACAGGAAACAGGCUCUAUGUACGGUUUGGCUGGGACUUUUCAUCGUCAUUGGCAAUAUCGGCCAUAUAGCCGUCAAUGACAUCUCGCAUGAUCUAUUUAAACAUGAAAUUAUAUGAGAAUCCCUGUUGCUGCUAGCAUCUGAGGGUGUACAUCUUAU